AUGACAACCCUCACAACUAUGGCUUCGCCGGCCCGCUUGCCAUUUGCUUCCCUGGGUGGUGCUAGACUUAGGAAUAUGACCAACAUCAAGAACAAGCAGAAUGCUCUUGUUCCUACCGCUGCGUCUGCCCUGAAGCGACAUGCUCCAGCCGAGUUUGACGACGUCGACUCGGAGAACAUCGACCCUUUCACCUUCUCAUCGCCAUCCAAGAAAGGUCGAGCUUUCGACUUUGACUUGACCAAGUCCAACGACACCCCACUCUUUGCUCCCGCACCAGUCCAGCCCGCUCAAUAUGUCGAGCGUGCGCAAGCAGUUGGCCAGAAGCGAAAGGCAGAAGAUACUGUAACCCCUGCUGCUGGAAUCAAGCGCCGUGCCGAGCCAUCUUCAGCCCCUGCUCCUGCCGGCCGCUCCCCAAAGAACAAGCGUAUUGGAAUACUAUCCCGUCGUCGCAUGACGACCAGCCCUUUCACUCGUGUCAAUCCUCCAUCUUCCUCUACCACCGAGUCCACCAAUGGCCUGCCUUUCUCUAUCGACGCUGCCCUCGCCGGCACGGUCCCUAAAUACAAGUCCAAGUCCACACAUGGGAAGGGAUGGCAGUUCGAUAUCCAUGAAGACACUCCAGAUGAUGAGAUGGCCAAUCUGAUGGAGCACUCCACUUGCACUCUUGAGAUCUCCGACGAUGAGGGCAGCUCGUCUAAAGGCGACAAAGACAACAAAGAAAACAUUCCACCCAUCGAUGGCCCUGCUGCCGUGACCUCAGCUACACAAGUCACCGCCACUAGGAGGGACAUGAUGACCGAUGAGACGCGCGAACCACUGGGAGACCUCGAGGCCAAAGACUUUUACGCCGAGGGCUGUGAUGCAUCUUCUUGCAUCAUUAUCGCUGCUGAGAACUCGUCUGAGCGGGUCCUGGACAAGCUGUCGACGACCAUCAAUACUCAGGAGCCAUCCUCAUCGCUCCGUUCUGAUGCUGGUGCGGCAACUGAAGCUCAAUCUGGAUGGGAAGAUGUCAUCGCUCGUUUUGCAGCCAAGACUAGCACGUCUGCCGCCGACGCCGACUUUGGCAUUGAAAAAGAGGGCGCGAAGGAGGCCACCGAGAUCCAGAUCUGGGAGAGUGAGAGCGCGAAGGGUGAUGAUGACGCGGAUGCUCAGGGACCCGAGACUGAUGGUGUCAAGCCUCAGUCGCUGUUGGCCUGA
Messenger RNA from Letharia columbiana, 1197 nucleotides. RefSeq lists its product as uncharacterized. The transcript is spliced from 2 exons. The coding region runs from base 1 to 1197 and encodes 398 amino acids. The record is from RefSeq and is a predicted model, not a curated record. NCBI's taxonomy places the organism in Eukaryota, Fungi, Ascomycota, Lecanoromycetes, Lecanorales, Parmeliaceae.